Messenger RNA from Amyelois transitella, 2717 nucleotides. RefSeq names its product SRSF protein kinase 1 (gene SRPK). The transcript has a single exon. Gene Ontology annotation, molecular function: protein kinase activity; ATP binding. Lineage: Eukaryota; Metazoa; Arthropoda; Insecta; Lepidoptera; Pyralidae. Gene Ontology annotation, biological process: spliceosomal complex assembly; regulation of mRNA processing; protein phosphorylation. The record is from RefSeq and is a predicted model, not a curated record. The coding region runs from base 130 to 1941 and encodes 603 amino acids.
UAUUCAUUUCAUGUUCGAGGCUUCGAGCGCAUUUUGUUCUGCGACCGGCCGCCAUAGUCAAACAAAAGGAUUGCAAUGAGACGAUAAAUUUUAUUUAUUGCAAGUUGUUGAAGUGUUUUAAUUUACUAAAUGAGUUCUAAAUCAGAUGUAAAUAGAAGAGUACUCGCCAUUCAGGCGAAAAAAAAGCGUCAUAAACUAGGUAAGAAGAAAAAUCGUGAGGAGGAUCACGGCGGUGGUGGACAAGGAAACGGGCUGCGUAACCAGACCCAGAACCGUUUAGAACCUACACAUAGUUCUUCCAAUGAGACGAUUGAAGAAGAUGAAGAUGAGCAAUACGCUAGUGACGAUGAGGAGCAAGAGGAUACUGCAGACUAUUGCAAGGGUGGAUACCAUCCUGUCGAGAUUGGCGACUUGUUUCUGAAUCGCUACCACGUCAUAAGGAAAUUGGGAUGGGGCCAUUUUUCAACAGUGUGGUUGUGUUGGGAUCUAGUCGACAAGCGAUUCGUAGCGUUGAAGGUGGUGAAGUCGGCGCCCCACUUUACCGAAACAGCUUUAGAUGAAAUCAAAAUACUGAAAGCAGUUCGGGACAGCGACCCUGCAGAUCCUAAACGGAAUAAAACCGUUCAGUUGCUGAAUGAUUUUAAGAUAACUGGAGUGAAUGGUACACAUGUGUGCAUGGUGUUCGAAGUGCUAGGUCACCAUCUUCUGAAGCUGAUACUCAAAUCUAACUAUAGAGGAAUCCCACGUGAAAAUGUUAAAACUAUUAUACGUCAAGUGUUGGAAGCAUUAGACUACCUCCACACUAAAUGUAAGAUAAUUCAUACUGACAUCAAACCUGAAAAUGUAUUGGUUUGUGUCGACGAGACUUAUAUUCGAAAAUUGGCAGCUGAAGCUUUGGAACUACAUUCCCUGGGUUUAAAAAUGCCUGUUUCCUUUAUAAGCACUGCUCCUAGAGAUGAACAAGAUUCAGGGAAGGCUAAAAUGAGCAAAAACAAAAAAAAGAAACUUAAGAAGAAGGCCAAGCGUAAGUCUAUGUUGAUAAAGAUACAGAUGGAGCAAAUAGAGGAGAUGGAAGAACAAAAAAAGGUGGAGCUUAACAGCGAAUCAGCUCCAAUGUCUCAAGACAAUGAUGACUCUCCUCAGACUCCCGAGGAAGCCAGUGUAAUUGAAACCACCCGUUCUGAGAAUGAGACAGUGAUCAACGGUUGUAGUGGUAUACAGAGAGAUGAUGAAGCAUUUGACACCGAUGCAGAGGCAGUGCAGGUGAGAAAUAAACAGUAUGGAUGUGGAGAUGAUGCUGGGACUCCAAUGUCUGAAGGAGAAUUGACUGAUACACUUCCCUCUUUCAACUCCCAGUCUACUAAAGUUAAACCUAUGGAGAAAACACCUGAUCCUGUGUAUGAAGUUUGUGAUUUGGAAGUGAAGAUAGCUGACUUAGGCAAUGCUUGCUGGGUUCAUCAGCAUUUCACUGAAGACAUUCAAACAAGGCAAUAUCGGUCUCUUGAGGUCCUACUAAGUUCUGGAUAUGGGACCUCUGCUGAUAUAUGGAGUACUGCCUGUAUGGCUUUUGAGUUGGCCACUGGAGAUUAUCUAUUUGAGCCCCACUCUGGAACAGGGUACACCCGUGAUGAAGAUCAUCUUGCACACAUUAUAGAAUUACUUGGUGACAUUCCCAAAAGAAUUGCAGCAUCUGGAAAGUACUCAAAGACAUAUUUCAACAAGAAAGGUGAACUGAGAAGUAUAACAGGGCUGAAACCAUGGGGUUUAGAAGCUGUACUCACUGAGAAGUAUGAAUGGAGUCGGAAAGAUGCAGAGGAAUUUGCUGAAUUUUUAAAGCCUAUGCUUGACUUUGAUCCUAAUCGCCGUGCCACGGCGUACGAGUGCCUUCAGCACCCAUGGUUGCAACCAUCUAAGCUUGAACAAGAGGAAUCUGAAGAAUAAUGUACAUGCUCUCUUUUGGAAUGAGUGCUAAUUCAUUCGUGAAAUUAGUAGUGUCUACAUACAAAGUAUUUCAGUGUUUACAUUUUAAUCAAAGUUUAUUUAUGGAUUUGUUUGUGAAUAAUUUAAUUUGUACCAAGAUUGUUUACCUAGCAAUCCUUUAUUGGAAAAUUGUGUGCAACUACUGAGGUACCCAACAGAAGUGUCAGCAACAAGAAGUGGCAAAGUAUAAGAUACACUUGCUGCUCAAGUUUAUAACUACUUUUGUUCAGAUUAAUAUAGCAAUUGGCAUAAAUUUAGACAACAUUAAAUUACCCAAUUGUACAGAUAGCUUUAGGAAAAAUUGUGAUGUAUGUAGACAAUAUAGGUUUUGUCACAUUAAUCUUUUAGGAAUUUAUUAGUUGACAUAGCUCAGCACUUAAAACAUCUAGAAUUGAGGAACCUAAUAUAUAAAGUCAUGCAUGAAAUCUGUAGCCAUUUUGGUAGUAUUUUCACAUAGUUUAAGUUUGUGUUUUAUCACUAUCACAAUAAAAAUCUCAUAAUGUAAACUUUAGGAAUAAGACAGUAUUUGUAAUGCCACACCUCCGAGACUGCCUUUUUAUAAUCAAUGAGUCAUCUAAAUUUAACAAUGGCUGGAGUCUACUUUCAAUUGAGGCAGUUUGAAUACAGUGUCCUCUGCCAGCUGAUAGCUAUAUUAUCAUAGAUCCCAAUUUACAUGACCAUUUGUAUUAAUUAUAUAUGCAAAUUUACAUGAAUAAAUUGUCAAAAUGAGCUUGUUA